AUGGAAAUACCUUCUGUCCAAAGAAUCGUAAGGGUGAAAACACAGCAAGAGAUCAUUCCAACAGCCUCACAAGUUAAUGGCUUCCCUCAAAGAAGGUGGAAAAUGGAUAUCUGGCUUCUCGAUAACAAUGAGCAAGAGGUUUUAGCAAAUAUUUUCAGUCGGUGCGUUUAUCAUCUACACCCAACUUUCGCUAAGCCUGUAAGGAUAUUAGACGAGUGCCCUUUCACAUUAGAAGAGCAAGGUUGGGGCGAAUUUAGUCUCGUUAUCAAUUGUUUCCUUAAGGAAGAUGCCGGUGAAGUUGAACUUCAACAUGAAUUGACCUUUCAGCAACCCUCAUACGACACUGAUUACAUCAUUAGAGUACCAUGCCAUAUACCUUUACUACGUGAAAUGCUUCUAAAAAGCGGAACGGUGCCUGUAGAAACAAUACCGCCUUCAAACAUUUUACCGAAUGAAAGAAAUGAUAAAUGGAUGAAUGAGCUUGUGGCUAUGGACGAGGAUGUUGUAACGACGGUAACUGCAAAAAUACUGCGACAUCCCGCGGUACAAUCACAGCUUCAAAAAUUCAAUAAAGAUGAAGAGAUUGUUAUGGAUACUCGACAACUGCCUGACGAACUCUUAGACGAAAUAUCCGAUUAUAUAAAGGAGCAGAAAGGAUAA
Messenger RNA from Lachancea fermentati, 660 nucleotides. The record is from the annotation of a GenBank genome assembly. NCBI's taxonomy places the organism in Eukaryota, Fungi, Ascomycota, Saccharomycetes, Saccharomycetales, Saccharomycetaceae.